This is a messenger RNA of Copidosoma floridanum, 1254 nucleotides long. RefSeq names its product zinc carboxypeptidase-like. Lineage: Eukaryota; Metazoa; Arthropoda; Insecta; Hymenoptera; Encyrtidae. The record is from RefSeq and is a predicted model, not a curated record. Gene Ontology annotation, molecular function: metallocarboxypeptidase activity; zinc ion binding. Gene Ontology annotation, biological process: proteolysis.
AUGUACCGAGGUGUUUUGUUCCUCGCGCUGGUGGCACUGGCCCGCGCCGAGGAGCGAGUCAAUUUCCAAAACUACAAGGUCUUCGAGGUGACGCCGCAAAACGACGAGCAGCUCGAUCUUCUCAAGGAGCUGGAACUCAAUUACAACGACUACGAGUAUUGGCGGCCUCCGGGCGCAUUGUACCAGCCAGCCGAGGUGAUGGUCGGCCCGAGUCGCGAGCCCGACUUGGUCCGGCUCCUCAGGGGCAACAACGUCACCCACCAGCUGCUCGUCGACGACCUCCAAGCUCUGAUAGACCAGCAAAAUCCCGCGACGACCUUCGCCUCGUCGAAACGCAGAUUCACCUGGGACAGGUACCACACCCUCGAGGAGAUCUACGCGUGGCUGGACACCCUGCCGCUCAAGUACCCCAACACGGCCCAGGUGGUUUACGGGGGUAGCACCUACGAGGGCCGUCGGAUCAAGGGAGUCAAGCUCACCUUCGACGUCCAAAUCAAGCCGGGGAUUUUCGUCGACGGUGGUACGCACGCCCGCGAAUGGAUAGCCCCGGCCACGGUGACUUAUCUGAUAAACGAGCUGCUGACCAGCGACGAGCCGGAGGUGCGGGCCCUCGCCAACGACUACUACUGGACCUUCUUCCCCGUCGUCAACCCCGACGGAUACGUCUACACCCACACCACGAACCGACUGUGGCGCAAGACCAUGUCCAGGAACUCCACGGUGUGCAGGGGCGUCGACGCCAACCGCAACUGGGACUACAAGUGGAUGAAGGGAGGUGCGAGCCAGAUCUCGUGUAUGCCCAACUACGCCGGUAGGAGGCCGUUCUCGGAGAUCGAGACGAAAUCGUUGUCGGACUACAUGAGGUACAUCCGCAGGGACCUGUUCGCUUAUGUAUCGUUCCACAGUUUUUCCCAGCUGCUCCUGUUCCCCUACGGCCACACCACUGCCCACCUGGAGAACUACGACGAGCUGAGCGCGAUCGCCAAGGCGGCGGUCGCGGCGUUGGCCAAGAGCCACGGGACCAAGUACAGGUACGGGGGAAUCGCGGAGACGCUGUACGUGGCCACGGGCUCGUCGGUCGACUGGGCCAAGGCCGUGCUGGGACUGCCCAUCGCCUACACGUACGAGUUGCGGGGGAGGUCGCCCAUACCGGGCUUCCUCCUACCCGCCAAGCAGAUCGUGCCCAACGGCGAGGAGGUCCUCGAUUCCUUGGUCGCCAUGUUCGGGGAGGCCAGGAAGUUUGGGUACCCCUAG